This is a messenger RNA of Zootoca vivipara (common lizard), 3192 nucleotides long. It is a transcript of the gene TRIQK, whose product is annotated as triple QxxK/R motif containing. NCBI's taxonomy places the organism in Eukaryota, Metazoa, Chordata, Lepidosauria, Squamata, Lacertidae. The record is from RefSeq and is a predicted model, not a curated record. Gene Ontology annotation, cellular component: endoplasmic reticulum membrane.
GCGCAGCCGGCCCCUCCCACACUCGAGCGCACGCGCCUAGCCAGCCCCCAGUUAACGGCCGACCUAGCAGGAAUUCGCCCGCCCGCCCGCCCGCCAGGCUGGCGAAGGCCGGGGCUUGCUCAAGGGACGCUUUUGCCCGGCUCGAUUUCCUUGCCUCCCAUUGGCCACCGCGGAAGGGCACGGCUUCGCGAUUGGCUCGGCCCCGCUGCCAAUCUUUAGUUCUGGGACACAUAAAAAUGGGUAGAAAAGAUUCGUCUUCUGCAAGAGGUCCCGUUGAGCAGUACAGAAAACAAAUAGGAAAACAAGAUUACAAGAAAACCAGGCCAAUGUUAAAAGCAACAAGAUUAAAAGCAGAGGCCAAGAAAACUGCGCCAGGAAUGAAGGAAGUCAGCCUCAUCCUUGCAGCUAUAUUGGUAUUUCUGGUGGCAUGUUAUGCUUUCUUUUAUCUUAACCUUUCCGAAGAGGUUGACCUUGAACUGGAUCAAGAUGAAAACUAGCAGAUGUCUUUUUUUGCAAGCUUUUUCUUUUCUAGAAAAGAAGAUUAUGAUGAACAAGCCAUCUCUUCAUGGAGGUGGCCAUAACUUGAACAAGUUUGGAACACUUUGGAACACUUUUGAUACUCAUGAGAAUAUUGUAGCAAGGCUUACAGGUUUUAAUGAUGAAGCCCAUUGACCAAACCUCUGUUAUUCAGCCUGGUUUAUUGAGUGAUGUAGACCCUUUUCAUAGUUUGUUUCAUAAUUUGAGCUGGAAAAUAUUUGAUUCCGGAAUAUAGUUUCCUACAUUUAUGAGCAUUACCAUGUUGGAGGGCAGACUCUGAUUUCCCUGGACUCAUCUUGGAAUUAAUUUGUUAUUUUCAAAGGAUGGCAACAAGUAGAAGUCACAAAGAACAAGACAAACCGAAACCAAAUAGGAUGGAACUGGAUGAAGUUACAUUGUCUGUGCUGUCUGUGGGCAUGCUUCCAUUAUUAACGAUGUUAAGUUGCAUUAAAGGCAGUAGGAAAGGUUCAAGCAUAUGUAUAAUUCUUAGACCAAUACCAGUGAGAAUUUAAAUGAGCUUAACUAUAGCUGGAUCAUACCCAGUAAUUAGUGAGAGCAAAUAUUAGUAUGCCAAGGUUUACUUUGACUUUGCGAGCAAAAAGUGUAGACAAGCUGGAGAAGAGGGAUUCGACUAGACCAGCACAAUCUUCUCCAUAUUAAUGCAUCAAGUGUACCUUCUUGCACCAUUGGGCAUGAUGCUGCAAAAACACACAUAGGUUGCAUUGAUUUCAGUAAGAGAGUAAAAUGUGCUUAAAUCCCAUUUAGAAUAAGGAGAUUGUAAAAUGCUGGAUGUUGGCUGGAACACGCUCAUUGUUAUUAACUGCAAAACAGCCCAAUGCCAAGAUCCAGAGCUCAAAGGAGUCCAGAGGAUGCUAACCAGGACAUCACAAUUUAUGGACAAUUAAUGAAUAGGUAAGACCUACUGAGUUCAAUUGGACUUGUUCCCAGAUAGGUUUGUAUAGGAUUGUAGCAUAGGUUGGUUGCAACCUCUGCAAGUGUCAAUUUCAACCAAGCAGUCUUAAUUCAUGGGGAUUUUUAAAAACUAAUUUGCAAAGAUCACCUUGAGUUAACCACCUUGAGUUUCCAUUUGCAAAGAAAGCAGAUUUUUACAGAGAAAAUAAUUAAAGGUAAUUUAUGGUAUUGGCAUACAAGUUGAUAUACUUGGAUUUAUUUCCUAACAGCAAAUUAAACUGUGCUCAAGUAUGGCCAUCAGAGAACCAAGAACCAGACAAGAGAGGUGUAAUCAAAUAUUUUAAGAUUGGAGCUAAUGGAAACAGAUGGGUCACUACACUGCUCUUCCCUCUCCCAGUGGGACCUUCGUCUAGAAUCAUAGAAUCAUAGAAUCAUAGAGUUGGAAGAGACCACAAGGGCCAUCCAGUCCAACCCCCUGCCAAGCAGGAAACACCAUCAAAGCAUUCCUGACAGAUGGCUGUCAAGCCUCUGCUUAAAGACCUCCAAAGAAGGAGACUCCACCACACUCUUUGGCAGCAAAUUCCACUGCCGAACAGCUCUUACUGUCAGGAAGUUCUUCCUAAUGUUUAGGUGGAAUUUUCUUUCUUGUAGUUUGAAUCCGUUGCUCCGUGUCCGCUUCUCUGGAGCAGCAGAAAACAACCUUUCUCCCUCCUCUAUAUGACAUCCUUUUAUAUAUUUGAACAUGGUUAUCAUAUCACCCCUUAACCUUCUCUUCUCCAGGCUAAACAUACCCAGCUCCCUAAGCCGUUCCUCAUAAGGCAUCGUUUCCAGGCCUUUGACCAUUUUGGUUGCCCUCUUCUGGACACGUUCCAGCUUGUCAGUAUCCUUCUUGAACUGUGGUGCCCAGAACUGGACACAGUACUCCAGGUGAGGUCUGACCAGAGCAGAAUACAGUGGUACUAUUACUUCCCUUGAUCUAGAUGCUAUACCAUCAAAGCAUUCUCUGCUGUGGCUUUCAGUGGAUGUUUGCAUAGAAUGUGAAGAGCCUCGACUCAGUAAAAGCUACUUGGAGUCAACUCUGAUCAAGCUCUACGUUCCAAAGCUUCCAAAUUAUCAAGAGUUGCCAGAAGAAACACUUCCCAAAUAAGCAUGCUUUAAUAAUUUGUAAUUGUAGCACAUCUAUACAUAGAAUCACACGCCAAACCUCUCUGUUUAGAAGAACCCUUCUAUUCCUUUUUUAAAAAAGAAGUUUAUUUUCAGUGUCACCCUGGCUCCUUUGUGCAUAUAUAUCAGCAGUCAUCUUUUUCAUUCAUUGCCAACUGUUCAAGGCACAUGUGUUCUGUCAGAAAUGGCACCUGGAUGACAGAAGCUCAAGCAUUCACAUAUGCCUCUGAAGCAGAGUUCCUUGCCUCUUGGGCUAUCUUAACGAAUGUAAAUAGAAAGUUCAGUCGAUGUUGAUUUUAAUUAGCGCAUUGCUUCAUUAAUAUAAAGUUGAAAUUCUGUUUUAAUUAUACCAUUGCUGCUCUUGCAAUAUCAACAUGGAAGAUACAUGGUUGCUGGUUGUUGUUGUUUUGUUGUUUUUUUAAAAAAAAUCUCUUUGGCAAUUAGGCAGUCAUUUUUCAUAAGUUCAAAUAGCGGUUAGCAAACCUUUCCCAUACAAAUUCCCAGUAAAUUUGAAACACCCUGGCUCCUUCAUACUUUCUUGUAUGAUACAAUUCUAAAUAUACUGUAUAAGUCCCCCCC